Molecule: messenger RNA, 336 nt
Organism: Eimeria mitis
Lineage: Eukaryota; Apicomplexa; Conoidasida; Eucoccidiorida; Eimeriidae
Exons: 5
Coding region: 1-336 (111 amino acids)
Biological process (GO): dTMP biosynthetic process
Cellular component (GO): cytosol; mitochondrion
Molecular function (GO): thymidylate synthase activity
Source: RefSeq, a predicted model, not a curated record
AUGGAAAUGAGUUUCUGCACGAUUUGGGAUGCAAACGCCACGCGGGAGUUUCUCGAUAGCCGCGGCCUGACGGACAGAGAACAGGGAGACAUUGGGCCUGUCUAUGGAUUUCAAUGGAGGCAUUUUGGCGCUAAGUACACCAACAUGCAUGCGGAUUACACUGGCCAGGGUAUAGACCAGCUAAGAGAGGUAAUUCAUAAGCUGAGAACAAACCCUUACGAUCGCCGCAUCAUCAUGACGGCCUGGAACCCCGCAGGCAAGGGUUUAGGGAUGCAGCUGUGUGUGUGCAUCGGCGUUGGGGUGUAUACGCAGCUGAGCAUGAACACCUACUACUAA